Molecule: messenger RNA, 6111 nt
Organism: Lates calcarifer (barramundi perch)
Lineage: Eukaryota; Metazoa; Chordata; Actinopteri; Centropomidae
Gene: fbrsl1
Product: fibrosin-like 1
Exons: 20
Coding region: 1002-4916 (1304 amino acids)
Source: RefSeq, a predicted model, not a curated record
UCAGUUAUGUGGGUUCUCUGAAGCUUGACUGUGUCUCUUAAUUUCGGAUGAAGGGAAUGAGAGGGGGAGAGGAGAUUUUAAUCACUCCUGUCGCUUUAAGGACACUUAUCAAAGCCUUAUUAUGCGAAUAGAAAAUACCAUGAGCCGCUGAGCAACUGAGCAGCCAGGGAACGGACUGGAGUGGAUUUAUAGGAAACUCAACAUUAUCUGAGCUGGAAUAGACCGCUUCAUUGCCUCAUGGAGUUUGAUUAUACACUGGAUGGUUGUCUUAUUCGGACGGUCCGGAUCAUUUAGGAAAUAUUGCGCAUAAGUAGCUCUCAGACUUGGGAUCCUUUGCCCCUGAAGCGCAGAGAGGAAUAUGGCUUAAAACUCAACGCGUACGGAAUUAUUCACUCACCCGACAGCCACAAUCGAUACCUACUUGUUCGCCAGGCGUUUUGUUCCGGACGGAUAGUAUCCCGAGCUCUUUAUUUGACAGCCUUGGAUCAUGGAUUGGGGUGGUGGAAAACAACAACGGGCAGCGACAUGAUUUCUCUGCGCUGUCUGCGGUAUGCAGCGAGAUUAGGCUUUAACAUCGCUUGUUAUUAUUCCGAUGCAACAAAAGUUACAAAGCGAGUGCAAUACGUGGAUUUUAACUAUUUCACCGUUUUGCACCUGCUUUAACGGAUACCGCGUCGACAUAGUGCAGAUUCGUGACAAAAUAACGUGUGGAUCCGCGUCGCUUUGCUCUCUCUCUUUCGCCUGUGUGGGAUACUUGAACAUUUGCUUAUCGUAAUGGAGAUUGGGGAGGUUUAUACUCAAGGUCAUUGAGUGUUAUAAGGCUAUAUUUGCGUUGUUAUUUACACACACACAGCGCUAUCUUCACGUUAUAACGCAGCCCACAUUUGUCAGUCCAGUGUGUGUUAUUUGUUAUUACACGGUGCAACGGGCGUUUAGGCGAGCACCUACUGUGGAGUUAUAUUUAUUAUUUCUUUUUGACACCGCAAGCUUUCUCUAACAACAUGGAUGGGAAAUUGAAGCAGGGUCGGAGAUGUCGGUCCAAGCGGGAGAGGGUGCGGAGGUUGCGGGAGGCAGGGAGCAGAGACGCCCGCAGCCCCGACCCCAACUCCUCCUGCUCCGACAGGGAGGGACACAGUCCGGGGAGGGACGCCGCCUCCCUGCCCGGUAAAAAGGUGCCGCACCCCGCAGCCGCCGCCAGAGCUCCGCGUCCCCCCCGGCGAAAGAGACGGGAGUCCAGCUCGCAGGAGGAGGAUAUCAUUGAUGGAUUUGCUAUAGCCAGUUUCAUCAGCCUGGACCGUCUGGAGAAGAAGACUGGAGUUGUGAAGAUACAGGAGAAGAAGGAGCGGUGGAAGGAGAAAAAGGUGGCAAAGCGGCAGAAGAAGGAGGACGAGGAGGUGGAAGAAGAAGAGGAGAAUGUCCAGCCUGUGGUUGAUCCCCUAGAGAACGGCUUCCUCCAUCACGCCCAGCGAGAGCAGGAGAGGAUGAAUGAGAGGCUGCUGAAGAAGACUUACUCCAAGAAGAACAAAAUGAUCAAACCUUUGGCGCUACGUCCGGUCAAAGUCAGCGAGGACGAGACGGUGCAGGAGCUCAGCAGACCGCACAGGAGCAACUCUAAGGAGCAGCUCAGUGAGAGUUCCACUCACUCGCUGUCAGGCCGCGGCUACUCGGUGCAGCCAGCAGCAGUGGCCCUCCUCAAGUGUGACAGCGAGAGUGACAUUGACGACAAGGUGUCUGAUGUAGGAUCAGAGAAGCUCUUUUCCCCUACCACACCCAAAGGUGUGCCAACGAAUGAGAGUCCUGAGUCCAAGACUUGUAGCUCAGCCAAAGUAUCAGGGCUCCAGCGCAGCCAGGAGCAAAGCAACAGUGAGGUGCCGUUUGCGCCUCCCGUGCCCAGCCCCACCCCGGCUUCGGCGCCCACAGGCUCCCCUGCCCCCGCUGCAGCGGCGGCCCCUCCAGAGCCUCCUAAGUCACGCCUCCCCACCCCACCUCCUCUCAGUGUCAAGAAGGAGCAGCAGCCUCCACCCCCUGUCCCUACCCCUCCCCUACUGAGGGCACCACCCCAUCCCCAUCCCCAGCCCCACCCUCCUCACCCACACCCGCACCCGCACCAGGAGCCCCGUGUUCUUCCGCCCCCACAGCACCACGCACGGCCAGUAAUCAGCCACCAGGUUCAUCACCCACUGCAGUACAACAGCCUCCACGACAUCAGCCACAGCAGCAGUCCAGUGGGUCUUCCCAAACAACACUUGCCCCCAUCCCCUCACCAUCACCUCAGCGGGCUCCCAUCCUCGGCCCCGGCCUUGCCUCUGUCUAUAGCCAAUCUCUCUACCUCGCAUUAUUCCUCCCUACGGAGCCCGGCUCAUCGCCAUCCGGCCAUGUUUGCAACCCCAGCCACACUGCCUCCACCACCGACCUUACCAACCAACAGUUUAGUGGUGCCUGGGCACCCAGCCGGCACCCCCUAUCCAGAGCAUGACCUCCUGAGGCAGGAGCUGAACAACCGCUUCCUGGUUCAGAGUUCAGAGCGGGGCCGGGGGCCGUCCGCCUCACCGCUGGCCCCCGUGUCGCUCCUGAGGGCUGAGUUUCACCAACACCAGCACAUGCACCAGCACCAACACACCCACCAGCACACCUUCACGCCCUUCCCCGCCAGUCUGCCCCCGGCCGCCAUCCUCACCCCGCCCACCGCACCCCCCAUGGUGCGUACCCAAGCCAGAAAUUUCGACAAAUACACCCCCAAACUGGACAAUCCAUUCAUCAGACAUUCAAAUUUCUUCCCCUCCUAUCCCCCCACCAUGCCAGGCAUGCCCCCGCUGCUCCCACACUCAGGACCCUUCAGCUCGCUGCAAGGAGCCUUCCAGCCCAAGGCAUCUAAUCCCAUUGACGUAGCAGCACGUCCUGGAGCAGUACCUCACACACUCCUACAGAAGGAUCCACGGAUAACAGAUCCAUUCAGGACAUCUGUUAGGAAACCUGGCAAGUGGUGUGCAGUGCAUGUCCAGAUCGCAUGGCAGAUCUACCACCACCAGCAGAAAAUGAAGCAAAUGCAGCUGGAUCCUCACAAACUAGACAUGAAUGGAAAGCUGGACCUGUUCAGUCGACCCCCAGCUCCAGGAGUCUUCCCAGGGUUCCCGUACCCUCAUGACCUGGCACGACCUCUUUUCUCUUCCACAGGCUCCAGCCACCCAGCUCCCUCCCCCUACGGCCCUGCCCCACACCCCAGCGGCUUCCUGCCUCCUAGCCAUUUGGCAGGUAAGUAUCCUUUCAGUCGCUCCAGUUCCUUUGGCGGCCUCGGCAACCUUUCAAGCAGUGCCUUCGGAGGAUUAGGCAACCCCUCGCUUGGGUCCAACAGUGUGUUUGGCACCAAGGAGGGGCCAGGAGGACUGCCCACGUUUGGCAGCCCCCACCACGACACCUGGAACAGACUUCGACGCACCCCGCCAUCUUUCCCCACCCCGCCACAGUGGCCCAAAACCGCAGACACUGAGAGGAGCAGCUCAGCCAACAGCCAUGAGAGAGAGCGAGAGAGGGAACGGGAAAGAGAGAGAGAAAGGGAGAGGGAAAGAGAGAAAAGAGACUCAUCCAUCGGGAAGGAGGAGAAGGAUAAAGAUAGGGAUUCUGUGGAUCGCAACCGACACUCCAACCGUUCAUCUCCAGCCUCUGCACCAGUCAGCUACCAGAUCAGUAGCUUGAUUCGCUCCAACAGCCAGAACUCCAGUGAUUCGGGUCGGCAUCACAGUGGCAGCGUAGACCGGGUUCGUGAGGCGGAGAAGGAGCUGUUGGAGCGCCACAGAGAGUCUUCCACUCUGGCUGACGUGAAGGUGAAGGAGAGCCGCUCGCCAGGCAAGGAGAUGCUAGAGAGGAGACCCUCAGAAGACUCCAUCAAACCCACUCAGCGUUCUCCUUCCCCAUACUCCAAGGCAGUGAUCAAUGAGCAGGGCAUGAAGAUGGCAGGUGGGCCCCCGCCUACGCUCAAGGACAGCGAUAGGAAAGAGCCCCCACCUGCAGACCUCCUCCACAAGGUGAAAAAUGACAUGAAGAUUAAAGAGGAGAGGAAAGAGGAGCAGGAGGUCAUGGUGGUGAGUUCUGAGCCUGCUCCCCAGCCACCAGCCCAAGCUCUUCCUGCUCCUGUCAGCCAACCUGGAAACCCUCACCACCACCACCCACCUUUGUCUCAGCAGCCCCCUCUUCCCUCACCGCGUGGCAGUGACAUCCCUGCACCUGGCCUGCAUGGUGUCCCCAUGGCACAUUCUCUGCCCCUUUCAAUGAGCGCCAUGCCCCAGAUGGGCAGCCUGAAUGUGCUAGACCGGGCUCGUAUGGCUCCUUUCAUGGGAGUGAGCCCUCUGGCAGGAAGAGAGCGCUUGCCCCACCCGGCCUUCCCUUGGGACCCACUUAGAGAGGCCUACCGCAGUCUGGACCUGCAGCGGCGCAUGGAUUUCCAGCUCAGGGCUGAGCAGGGACAUCGCUUCCCCAGUGUGUACGAACAGGAGCGAGCCUACCGCGAGAGGGAGGCUCAUGACUACUCGCACCAUGAGCACCUGUUGGAGGUCCGCAGGGAGCACGAGAGGAUGAGACAGCAGGCGGAGGAGCGAGAGCGCCUCCACCUUCGGGAGGAGCUGGACAGAGCACGCCUCCAUCAGCUGCACCAGUCCCCCAUGGAGGGCCAUCUACCCCACAUGCCCCCCUUUAUGCCCCACCUCGGUGGCAUGCCCUACCCCAGACUCAGCCCCUCCACAGGACACAAUGGCCCUCUGAACAGAACACCCCCUACUGCUGCACUCAGUGCACCCCCACCCCUUGUGCCAGCCGGCAGUGCCAGGCCAGCCUCACCCAGGAGGACUACCCCCCUCACCACCACACAGGACCCACGGGACUACUCCCCAUCUCGCAACCCCAAAGAGGUAGAGGCUCGGUAGCUUCUUAGAAAAGUGCACAAAGUCGUAUUAGAUGCACUCACAAGCCCCACUCCCCUAAUCUGAAAUCCUCUUGUGAACAAAAUGCACUGCUCUUCACCAGAGAGGAGCAAAACUCCCUAAGGGAAAGGGUAUGAUUGUACAAAGUAAAGGUGUGUAAGGCUGAUUAAGCACAUGCCAUGACUUUACUUUUAGUGGACUGGGUUGAAUAAUGUCGGUAAUGAGAACACAAAUAUGUGUAUGUUUAUAUCCGACUUAAAUAUUUGAUAAUUAUUAAUAUAUUAAUCCAAUACCUUUUUUCAGCUUUGUGCGAAAAGAGAGGUCCUGAAAUGAGUUUGUACAUUUCCUAUCCUUGUUCCAUGUAUAGAUAUCAUUUCUAUGAAUUUUAUGUAAUUUGUGCAUUAGUCACACCUUUUACAAUAUUUAUCCCAGUUGAUUGUGAGACAUAUCCAUUAUGACCCACUGUAAAGACUGGAUUUUGGUUUCAACCUUCAGUAAUUUAACCUCAUGGUACCAGGAUAUCCUCAAUGAUGACAAUGUACAAUGUUACAUUACCGAUUUGUUUUGCUCAUUUGUUUUGCCUUUGAGAUAUGCAGAUAAAUAUAUAUUAUGAGGUCUUUGUUCAGUCUCUGUAAAGAAAACUGAUGUAAAUAACUUGUUGAUAUUCCUUCGCUGCAAAAUUACCAUGUAAAUUUAUUAGGCUUUUUAACCAUUUCUAGAAAAACAAAAUUAAAUGAAACAUGGGGAAUCACUUCCCUGUUGAAUAUGGUGGUAACAGACAAGCCUGGCCAAUGGAUGGGAAGUGUGACUGGAGGGUGUUGUAAGGGAGCCUACAAGGAUCAUCUGCAAUCUAUGCAAAGCAGCACACAGCACCCCAAUGAAGAAAUCACCUGGAGGGAGCAGACGAUAGUGGUGAUACUGAGAGAAACUUGGAUUAACACAUGUUUAUAUUUACCAAUGAAAUAAUGAUGAAUUAUUAAAAGACUUCCAAGUCACAAACUGGACCAGCCCCAGACAGAACAGAAGGACACUUUUUAGUGGGCGGCAAAUGGACUUUCUCUGUCAACCUUGUGGUGUUGUGCAGUUGUUUUUCUUAGACUCUUGUAUACAAAACAAGUAGAGUUUUAGGCCUGCAAAAAAAAAGAAAAUGAACAUUCAUGGUUUAAAAUGUACGGAAUAAAGUUUGGACCUAAUGUCA